GGGGUAAACCGGAAAUAGCAUUUUUGUGUUUGCUUUUCACUAUUCUGGCGGAAAAGUUCAGCGACUUAGUUGAAAGGUAUCAACCGCUGCUGUUGCUGCUUACGUAUUUCGGGGAUCAGUGCUCCGUCUCUCUACUUUUACCCUUCCUUCCGUGGCCUGUUUCUGAGCCUGUCGAGGUAUUUUGGCCUGCCCGUGCUCCCGUCUCCCGUCCCGGCCGAGCCUGCAGAGCCAUGGCCGAGUACUCGUAUGUCAAGUCCACGAAACUCGUGCUCAAGGGAACCAAAGCCAAGAGCAAGAAGAAAAAGAACAAAGACAAGAAGAGGAAAAGAGAAGAGGAUGAAGAAACCCAACUUGAUAUUGUUGGAAUCUGGUGGACAGUAACAAACUUUGGUGAAAUUUCAGGAACCAUAGCAAUUGAGAUGGAUAAAGGAACCUACAUACAUGCACUUGACAAUGGACUUUUUACACUGGGAGCUCCACAUAAAGAAGUUGAUGAGGGGCCUAGUCCUCCAGAGCAAUUUACAGCUGUCAAACUGUCUGAUUCCAGAAUCGCCUUGAAAUCUGGCUAUGGAAAAUAUCUUGGUAUAAAUUCUGAUGGACUUGUUGUUGGGCGUUCAGAUGCAAUUGGACCAAGAGAGCAGUGGGAGCCAGUCUUCCAAGAUGGAAAGAUGGCGUUACUGGCCUCAAAUAGUUGUUUUAUUAGAUGCAAUGAGGCAGGAGACAUAGAAGCGAAAAAUAAAACAGCAGGAGAAGAAGAAAUGAUAAAAAUUAGAUCCUGUGCUGAAAGAGAGACCAAGAAAAAAGAUGACAUUCCUGAAGAAGACAAAGGAAAUGUCAAACAGUGUGAAAUCAACUAUGUAAAGAAAUUUCAGAGCUUCCAAGACCAAAAACUUAAAAUAAGUAAAGAAGAUAAUAAAAUUCUUAAAAAGGCCCGGAAAGAUGGAUUUUUACAUGAAACACUUCUGGACAGGAGAGCCAAAUUGAAAGCUGACAGAUACUGCAAAUGACCAGAAUUUUUGUUUCUCUGUUCUCCUUUUUUUUUUCCUGAAUAAAGUAAUUGGUGUAUUUUUGAA
Messenger RNA from Erinaceus europaeus (western European hedgehog), 1073 nucleotides. It is a transcript of the gene FRG1, whose product is annotated as FSHD region gene 1. NCBI's taxonomy places the organism in Eukaryota, Metazoa, Chordata, Mammalia, Eulipotyphla, Erinaceidae. Gene Ontology annotation, molecular function: actin filament binding. The record is from RefSeq and is a predicted model, not a curated record. Gene Ontology annotation, cellular component: striated muscle dense body; nucleolus; catalytic step 2 spliceosome. The transcript is spliced from 9 exons. The coding region runs from base 231 to 1007 and encodes 258 amino acids.